GGGUCACGGCGCAGGCGCAGGGUACGGGUGGCAGCGGGAGGCCGAGGCGCGCUGCUUGUGUGUUCUCGUGCGGCCGUGGAGUGCAGAGCGGGGUCUGUGCAGCGGUGACGUUAUGUCAGACAACGAGGACAACUUUGAUGGUGACGACUUUGACGAUGUGGAGGAGGACGAAGGGCUAGAUGACUUGGAGAACGCCGAGGAGGAGGGCCAGGAGAAUGUUGAGAUCCUGCCCUCUGGGGAGCGACCGCAGGCCAACCAGAAGCGGAUCACCACACCGUACAUGACCAAGUACGAGCGAGCCCGCGUGCUGGGCACCCGAGCCCUCCAGAUUGCGAUGUGUGCCCCUGUGAUGGUGGAGCUGGAGGGGGAGACAGACCCCUUGCUCAUCGCCAUGAAAGAACUCAAGGCCCGGAAGAUCCCCAUCAUCAUUCGCCGCUACCUGCCAGAUGGGAGCUAUGAAGACUGGGGGGUGGACGAACUCAUCAUCACCGACUGAGCCCGGUCGCCUCCCUGCCCCUGCUCCGUCCUCAGUUUCUACUCGCCUGUCUUUUUCUACAUGUAAAUAAUAAAGUCUUCAGCCUUUCAGCCCUUUCA
Molecule: messenger RNA, 594 nt
Organism: Loxodonta africana (African savanna elephant)
Lineage: Eukaryota; Metazoa; Chordata; Mammalia; Proboscidea; Elephantidae
Gene: POLR2F
Product: RNA polymerase II, I and III subunit F
Exons: 5
Coding region: 113-496 (127 amino acids)
Biological process (GO): tRNA transcription by RNA polymerase III; transcription by RNA polymerase II; transcription by RNA polymerase I
Cellular component (GO): RNA polymerase I complex; nucleus; RNA polymerase III complex
Molecular function (GO): DNA binding
Source: RefSeq, a predicted model, not a curated record